This is a messenger RNA of Onychomys torridus (southern grasshopper mouse), 3801 nucleotides long. RefSeq names its product Sad1 and UNC84 domain containing 2 (gene Sun2). Gene Ontology annotation, molecular function: protein-membrane adaptor activity. The record is from RefSeq and is a predicted model, not a curated record. Bases 245 to 2437 code for a protein of 730 amino acids. The transcript is spliced from 18 exons. Gene Ontology annotation, cellular component: meiotic nuclear membrane microtubule tethering complex; nuclear envelope. Gene Ontology annotation, biological process: nuclear envelope organization. NCBI's taxonomy places the organism in Eukaryota, Metazoa, Chordata, Mammalia, Rodentia, Cricetidae.
GUUGACUGACAGGCGCACACAUACACACUGGGCCACGCGCGCGCCGCCCUGCCCCACUCGCGCAGCGCGGGCCUCCGUCGGCCGCAUUGUCCGCCCGCCGACCCCGCGCCGUCCCGCGUCUCCGCUCCGCUCGCGUCGCAGCCCCCGGCCCGGCUCGGACCAGCCCGCGGCGCCGCCCGCGGGACCCCGACGCGGGAAGAGCCACGCAAGUUUCUUUCUUCAGGAGAAGAGUCCCUGCCCCAUCAUGUCAAGACGGAGCCAGCGCCUCACCCGCUACUCCCAGGAUGAUAAUGAUGGCAGCAGCAGCAGCGGUGCCAGCUCUGUGGCAGGGAGCCAGAGCGCACUGUUUAAAGACAGUCCUCUCAGGACUUUGAAGAGGAAAUCCAGCAACAUGAAGCGCCUGUCCCCAGCUCCACAGCUCGGCCCCUCUGACUCUCACACCUCCUACUACAGCGAGUCUGUGGUCCGAGAGUCCUACAUAGGCAGCCCCCGGGCCGCAUCCCUUGCCAGGAGUGCCCUCCUGGAUGACCGUCUCCACAGUGAGCCGUACUGGAGCGGGGACCUGCGGGGGAGGAGGAGGAGAGGAACAGGUGGUUCGGAGAGCAGCAAAGCCAAUGGGCUCGCCACGGAGAGCAAGGCCUCAGAGGACUUUUUCGGCUCUUCCUCAGGCUACUCUUCAGAGGAUGACUUUGCAGGCUACGCGGACUCUGACCAGCACAGUUCAGGGUCAGGGUUAAGGAGUGCAGCAUCUCGGGCAGGCUCAUUUGUCUGGACACUGGUCACUUUCCCAGGCCGGCUCUUUGGUCUUCUCUACUGGUGGGUUGGCACCACCUGGUACCGUCUGACGACUGCUGCCUCCCUCCUGGACGUCUUCGUCUUAACCAGGUCCAGGCACUUCCCACUGAACCUGAAGACUUUCCUGUGGUUCCUCCUGUUCCUGCUGUUCCUGACUGGUCUGACUUAUGGUGCUUGGUAUUUUUACCCCUUUGGGCUGCAUACAUUGCAACCCACCUUGGCCUCCUGGUGGGCAGCAAAGGAGAACAGGAGGCAGCCGGAGGUGUGGGAAUCCAGAGAUGCCUCCCCGCACUUCCAGGCUGAGCAGCGGAUUCUUUCCCGGGUGCACUCCCUGGAGCGGCGCCUGGAGGCUCUUGCUGCCGAGUUCUCUUCCAACUGGCAGAAGGAGGCCAUACGGCUGGAACGGCUGGAGCUGCGGCAAGGGGCCACUGGCCACGGAGGCGGCAGCAGUGGCCUGAGCCACGAGGAUACCCUGUCUCUCCUGGAAGGGUUGGUGAGCCGCCGUGAGGCUGCCUUGAAGGAGGACUUGCGCAGGGACACAGUGGCUCGUAUGCAGGAAGAACUGGCCGCCCUGAGGGCAGAGCAUCACCAAGACUCAGAAGACCUCUUCAAGAAGAUUGUCCAGGCCUCUCAGGAGUCUGCGGCUCGUGUCCAGCAGCUGAAGACAGAAUGGCAAAGGAUGACCCAGGAGGCCUUCCAGGAGAGCUCUAUGAAGGAGCUGGCACGGCUGGAAGCCCAGCUGGCCAGCCUGCGGCAGGAGCUGGCUGCCCUGACUCUGAGGCAGAACUCGGUGGCAGAUGAAGUGGGACUGUUGCCACAGAAAAUCCAGGCUGCCAGAGCUGAUGUGGAAUCCCAGUUCCCUGACUGGGUCAGUCAGUUCCUUCUCCGAGAUAAGGGUGCCCGUAGCGGACUCCUACAGAGAGAUGAGAUGCAUGCUCAGCUGCAGGAGCUGGAGAGCAAAAUCCUUGCCAGCAUGGCUGAGAUGCAGGGCAAGUCAGCCAGGGAGGCGGCAGCUUCUCUGGGACGGACCCUGCAGAAAGAAGGCGUGGUUGGGGUGACAGAGGAGCAAGUGCACCGGAUCGUCAAGCAGGCCCUGCAGCGCUACAGUGAGGACCGUAUCGGAAUGGUGGACUACGCCCUGGAAUCGGGAGGAGCCAGUGUCAUCAGUACCCGGUGCUCUGAGACGUACGAGACAAAGACCGCCCUCCUCAGCCUCUUCGGCAUCCCCCUGUGGUACCACUCCCAGUCACCCCGAGUCAUCCUCCAGCCAGAUGUGCACCCAGGCAACUGCUGGGCCUUCCAGGGGCCUCAGGGCUUUGCUGUGGUCCGCCUCUCUGCCCGCAUCCGCCCCACAGCGGUCACCUUAGAACAUGUGCCCAAGGCCUUGUCCCCCAACAGCACCAUCUCCAGUGCUCCCAAGGACUUCGCCAUCUUCGGCUUUGAUGAAGACCUCCAGCAGGAAGGGACACUUCUUGGCACAUUUGCCUAUGACCAGGAUGGGGAGCCCAUCCAGACCUUCUAUUUCCAGGCCUCUAAGAUGGCCACAUACCAAGUCGUGGAGCUCCGGAUCCUGACCAACUGGGGCCACCCUGAGUACACGUGCAUCUACCGCUUCCGGGUGCACGGAGAGCCCGCCCACUAGCCCUCUGAGACCUCGUGCCUGCCGCUAGCCACCUGGGAGGCUCACCCUUCCCAGCGUCGACCCCCGCGCCCGCCGAGAGUAGGUGCCCAGCACCGCACCACCUGCCCGCACACGCUUGAUAGCGCUGACUUCCAGAGCAAGAAGGAAGAGGCGGCACAUGAACGGGCUCUCUGCACAGCCAGCAGCUUCAGCUUGCCAGCCGGCUCCGCGCCUCAGUCCUUCCUCCUGAGCUAGGCGCCCGCCGGGGUGCAGACAUGUAGCGUACUUCGGAGGACUGGGGGUCAGGAAGUGAGACUAUUUGGUGGAGGGCUUGGCCCCAGGGAGCUCCUGGUAGGUGCCAAAGCCAUGGGCACACUAAGCCAGAGCCCCAGUGGGGUGAGCUGGGGGGUCUCGUGGCCUUUUAGGGCAGUGCUCAGCACUCUGCAGCGGGGAUUGUCUCUGCAGACCAGGGCCUGGUAAAGGACUCAGAGGCUGCUGUGCUCUUCCAGCAUGGCAGGUACCGUGGCCCACAGGGCCCCUAGGGUUUCUUGUAUCCUGGGGGUACCAGCUCCUGUGUGCCUCUGAGGACUGCUGUCUGUGCCAACCUAGAAGGUCCCCAGUGCUGGGGACCAUUGCUUUUUCUUCUUCUGUGGGAUGAGGGUCUGCCCUACUUCAUUCCUGCUGCAUCCUGCCUGUGCUCCAGAGCAAGCUUUCCAUUCCCCCAAGGGAGGACCUAGGCUCUUUGGGGCCAUUCCAUCAGGGUAGCCUAGAAGAGAGGAGACACCACUUUGUGGGUUCUCCUGGUCCAGUGCCAAUAGCCACGGUGUGGCUCAAGGUGUCAGGUUACACUAGGCUAUCCCAGCUAAUGAGACCCUAGUGAGGGUCCUGCCCACUCUAAAGCAACUCCCUUGGGCUCUCAGCUCUUUCUUAGUUUCCUUUCUGACUCCUUCUCUAUGGGGGCAGUUAGGCAGGGGCUGUGUGUAGGGGGGGAGGCUGGCAGAAGUUCCCUUGUGUGAGGAGGAGGAAGAGGCCUUAGACUGAACGGCCCGCUGUACUAUAUACAGAAUUCUCAAGGUCUGGUUUAACUGAAAAGCUCCAGCCUUGAUUGCUAGCCCCACUCUGAGGGGCACCAGCUGCUACUCAGUUCCCAGUUCCUGGCCUAUGGGAAGGGCCAGGGGGAGAUGCCAGGCGGGGGCAAGCAGGAGCCGUUAGGUGUUCUGGGAAGGGAUAGCCUGCACAGCCCUGCCUGCGGGGCUUGUCUCACUCACUCUCCUGUGACAGAUGCUGCACUGCUGGUUCCUUUUUAAACAAACAAAACCCUCUCCAGACUAAUUUAUGCCUAUGCAAAAAUAAAGGAUGCCCAGGAUCAACGGAUCAUGCUUUUU